Letharia columbiana is the source of this 822-nucleotide messenger RNA. RefSeq lists its product as uncharacterized. The record is from RefSeq and is a predicted model, not a curated record. The transcript has a single exon. The coding region runs from base 1 to 822 and encodes 273 amino acids. NCBI's taxonomy places the organism in Eukaryota, Fungi, Ascomycota, Lecanoromycetes, Lecanorales, Parmeliaceae.
AUGCCACUCCUUCAAACCUUCCUCACCGCUCUUACACUCCUUCCGUCCAUUUCCCUGGCUGUGGCUCCUGCCCAAGUUCCACAAUAUGGAAAAGGCCUUGGGUUCAUUAGCAACCUCGACAACCUCUACCCUCAACCCACCGGCGACUGGCUCACAUCAACGUUAUGCUACUGCCAUUCACCCAUCCACGCCAAAGAGAAGUGGCAGUACGAGAAAGCCCAUAUCUUCCAACACGAAUACUACAACUACCACUCCAACGCCACAUUUAUUGUCGAUCACAUGUGCCUAUCUCGGGCGCACACGGAAGGAGAUCAAUGCAACAGACCUAACGUUGGUGGGGACAAUAACGAUUGGCUCAUGCAGAAGCGCUACGUAUGCAAGGAUUUUCCGCGGACAGAGGAGGAAAAGGUACGGCAAGCGAAUUCGAAGCGGAGUACCAGGAGAGGGAAGCGAGCGGAGCCCAUCGCCCAGCACAUGGUUAGUUGCGUGCAAGACUGCGAUCCUGGGGCAUACGCUCCUGAUGCGCCAGAUCCGUCUCCUCACCCCAAAUUUGACAGAGUAUGCUUUGGUGUGGACACGGAUUUUUACGGCAUGGACGAGAUGGAGUUGAAGUUCAAUAGGCAGCAUCGGAAGAUGGAGUCGCCAGGCCAGCAAGGCAGGGUGCAGACAGAGUUUGAGGAGGUGCAGGGGUAUUGCGAGGACAUGUGCCAGAGCAUGUUUAAGAUGCCGGUGGACAUGAAGAUCAACGACAAAAGGGCGGGAGGUGGAAGUCGGCAAUUUCUGUACACAUCGCUGGAUGAUAUGUGUGACCAUUGCAAGUGA